AUGAUUGGGAAUUCAAGGGCCGAGUACUGGUUCAUACGCCUCUGCGUAGCCGGACUGCACUGCAUCGCACCCGUCUGCAUUCUCUACACCCUCCUCGCCUUUGUGCCCUAUGGCUAUAGACCGACGCACUACCGGUUCCCAAUCUUCAUCGAAGCAAUCACUAUCGCAGAAACGCUGUUCUACCUCCUCAUCUACCUUCCUUACCGCUAUUACCUCCAGCGCGAUGCUGUGCAUCCUCCGCCGCCUCCACGCGAGGAAAGGAAAGCGCUGUUCCAACUCUGCAACGAUAACAUAGCCGAUCUAGAAGGCUAUUUUCAGAAAUGGUUUUUAGGAGCAGAUUUGAAAGACGUCAAGAGAGAUAAUCUGAAGGAGUUCUACUUAUGGGCCUUCUUCAAUAGAGGCGGUCCGCCUGGAGACGACGAUGAGGAGUUGGAGGAAUAUAUCACUGCAACGGAGCAGAUGUUAGGGAGGCCUAUCGAGCCAGGGAGGGGGAAAGCCCAAGCUUUCCGUUUAACAAUCGAUCGUGUAGACAUGCUUCAUCGUAGUCUAAUAUGGUAUUCCUGCGUGGGCUUCGUUGAUCUGCUCACCUACGUGAAACUCCUCUAUCACGGUUUCCACUUCCACCGCACUGCUCUCUCAAGGUUCUUUACGCUCUUUCCCUUCCGUCCAUAUUCACUCUUUACUAGCUACCGCUCGCCCGUCAAACACAUAACGUACUGGCAUCGACCUCACACAUCGCCCACCAAACUCCCAAUACUCUUCAUCCAUGGCAUUGGUAUCGGUCUCUACCCCUACACCAAUUUCCUCUCCGAGUUGAAUUCAUCCACCGGGGUUGAAUCGUCGGAUCCAAACGAUCAGGUCGGCAUCAUCGCCAUUGAAAUUAUGCCCGUCUCCUUCCGGCUGACGCAUCAGCCGCUCUCUCGCCAAGAGAUGUGCGACGAGAUCUCCGCCAUUGUUUCUCAACACUUCCCCGACCAGAAGUUCAUCCUCGCCUCCCAUUCCUACGGAAGCGUCAUCUCCACACACCUCCUCAAAUCCCCUCUCGCUCCUCAAAUCGGGCCCGUGUUCUUAAUCGACCCGGUCUCUAUUUUGUUACACCUGCCAGACGUGGCGUUCAACUUUAUGCGAAGAAAGCCAAAGGAGGCGAACGAGUACCAGCUAUAUUAUUUCGCCAGCAUGGAUAUGGGCGUUGCUCAUACGCUCGCGCGCCACUUUUUCUGGGAUGAGAAUGUGAUCUGGAAGAAGGAUUUCCACGGGAGGAAAGUCACGGUUAGUCUUGGAGCCAAGGAUCUAAUCGUCAAUACAGCGGCUGUAGGCCGGUAUCUCAGCGCACCGCUGGAAGGGUUUGAGCGCACCCUCGUACGGGAUGUUGCAGGAAGCAAUGGAAAAUCUCCCUCGGACGACGGUAUCCUCAUCAAUAUCGAAGAGGACAACGGAGGGGUCAGCACAGUAGGAGAACGCGAGGAAGCAGCAACAUUAGAUGAAGAGGAGUGGAAAAACCGGGAGUGGAAAGGUUCAGGGAUCGAGGUCCUCUGGUUCAAAGAUCUAGAUCACGCACAGGUCUUCGACAAACCUUGCACGCGCCGCCGAAUUAUACAAGCACUCCGGAGAUACUGCGAGGAUGGAUAG
Molecule: messenger RNA, 1629 nt
Organism: Amorphotheca resinae ATCC 22711
Lineage: Eukaryota; Fungi; Ascomycota; Leotiomycetes; Helotiales; Amorphothecaceae
Exons: 2
Coding region: 1-1629 (542 amino acids)
Source: RefSeq, a predicted model, not a curated record